This is a messenger RNA of Caenorhabditis briggsae, 1866 nucleotides long. It is a transcript of the gene Cbr-tag-297, whose product is annotated as Protein CBR-TAG-297. The transcript has 5 exons. Lineage: Eukaryota; Metazoa; Nematoda; Chromadorea; Rhabditida; Rhabditidae. The record is from RefSeq and is a predicted model, not a curated record. Bases 1 to 1866 code for a protein of 621 amino acids.
AUGCGGAGACGGACUCUCCUGUGUUUAGCAGCACUCACAAUCGCUGUGAGUGCACAAGUGGUGCCCAAUCAUGUCAGUUUAAAUGAGAAGAGAAAACACAUUGAGGUGGACUCAACGUGGCUCGAUAAGAAACAAAAGGAAGUGCAAAGGGUAGCCCUUGACGCAUCAAACAAGGAGAAAGUCGUGUUGGAUCUAUUGAACACCAAUCAGAGAUUCAGUGCCUCCUCAGCCGGAAAUGUCGCAGCCGCCGAGACUUUCGAUGGAAAGAGAGCACAAGUGCAGAAGAUUGGAGAUAAGGGAGGAAUCGCGACGGUUGAUGGGCAUAAGGCUCAACUCCGCACGAAAACCGACGGCGAAGGAGAACACGCUCUUCUAAAGGCUGACGGAAAGUACGAGCUGGAUACUGUAGCUAAAGGAGACCUGAAGGGAGAUCCAUCGAAGACCGAAUUCGAAGCGAAGAACGAGAGAUUGGAUUUCAAGCUGAACCCACAUGCCCACAACAAUAAUAGUGGAGAUGGUACGCUGUCGUUUUAUGAUAAGAUAACAAGCAACAUCGUCAAGACUCAUUAUUUCAUAAUUCUAAAAUUCCAGGAAAAAGACAAAAACGGAAAGUACGCCUACACAAUUUCUCAAAACGGCAAGAAAACCGACGCGACUCUCUCCGCUGACAACCUGAUUGGAUCUGAACUAGAGCAGUCGCUUUUCGGAAGACGUAACAACAAAUAUCACUGUACUGCAGAGACACCAGGAGUCUCUCAGUGCUAUGAUGCCAAGGGACAAUCCGUUGGAAAAGUCGUAGCUGAUAAGAAUGGAAAUACUGUAGUCUAUAACGAUAAGGAUGUGCCAAUCGGAACGGGAUCUGUGAAGCAAACCGGGCCACGAUCCUAUGAGGCUGUGAUCUCCAAGAAUCUGUUCAUUGCUAAGUUGAAAGAUGUAAGAUCCGCUGCGUGCUGCAAGGAACUUACUGGACAAGAAUGUGCUGCUCCUAUCAAACUCGCUAACCCAACAUUCAACCAUCCAUCUCAAAGAGAAGGAGACGGAACUUUGCACCUCACUUGGCCAGAUUGCUUCGAUAUGGGAAUCGAUAUCACAUUGCCACCAGGAGUCCAUAUCAAUAAGCUUGCUAUGAAGCUUGAUGUCUCCAUUCAACCAAUUGGAAAACUUCGAUGCAUGGAUGUGGCGACUUGUGGAAGAGAAUGCUUCUAUUGUGAUUGGUGUAAAGAGUCGAGAAAAUUAAAGUUGUUGGAGAACACAGAAGGCAACUUGUGCAGAGCAACAGGAGAACGAACCUAUCGGCUCACCACAAAACUUUGUCCACCUCCAGAGGAUCCUAACUUCACUAUGUGCACAGCAUUCUCCAAAUCGGUUUGGCAAAAAGACUACUGGCAAAAGCAAGGAGCUGUGGAUGUCUGGAUGAAGUUUUAUGAGCGUGGACAGACUAGACCGGAGCUUGAGAAGGAAUUCUUCGCCCAGAUUGAUAACCCAUUGCUCGGAAAAGCCUUCAAAUUCGCCAUUAUUGGAGAGUGGCUAGCUGCCAACUCUCUGGAUCAGGGAUCCUAUACCCCAACCAACUCUGAACUUCUAGAAUACUGGGUCUCGAAACGUGACCCAGAUCGUUUGUUGGCUUGUCAGCACGCUGUUGUGGAUUACGAUAUUGAAGGAGCCAAGGUGAAGACCAACUUGCUGUUUGAAGCAGCCACCACUGCCAACUCGAUUCCAAAUAUUCUCAAGGAUAAGAAGUGUGGAGCUUUCGAGAAGCUUCAAGAGGACAGAUUCCAGAAGGAGGCUGCGGAUUAUAAGCGCACUUCUGGAGGUGGAAACUUCUUGUCGGGACUUGGAGGAUUUUUGAACACUGUUAGAGGAUAA